AUGUAUCAAAGAGGUGUGAGUCAACGGGAACAUGAGCAGAUCUUCAUCCGCAGCACAGAUUGUGAUCGGACGCUGAUGAGUGCGGAGGCCAAUCUGGCCGGCCUGUAUCCCCCAGAGGGACAACAGAUAUUCAACCCUAACAUCUCCUGGCAGCCUAUCCCCGUGCACACAGUGCCCGAGUCCGAGGAAAGGCUACUGAAGUUUCCUUUGACCCCCUGUCCACGGUAUGAACAGCUACAGAACGAAACACGGCACUCAGCAGAGUACAUAAAUAAGACCAAAGAGAAUUGGCAAUUCCUGCAGAUGGUGGCAAACGAGACUGGGAUCCGCGAUGUCACUCUUGAGUCUGUUUGGAGUGUGUAUGACACGCUGUUCUGUGAACAAGCACACAAAAUGGAUUUGCCUGUAUGGGUGACACCAGAUGUCAUGACUCAAUUGAAGCAACUAAAAGACUUUGGUUUUGAAUUUCUGUUUGGAAUCCACAAUCGGGUAGAAAAAGCACGUCUGCAAGGCGGGGUCCUGCUGGAUCACAUAAGGAAAAACCUAAUCAAAGCAGCAAAUGUUUCUGCCCACCAGAACCUGAAACUACUUGCCUAUUCAGCGCAUGACACCACACUUGUGGCACUGCAGAUGGCUCUAGAUGUCUACAACAAGAUUCAAGCACCAUACGCCUCAUGUCAUUUAUUUGAGCUGUACCAAGAGGAUGAUGGUAACUUCUCUGUGGAGAUGUUUUUCCGGAACGAGAGUGGGAGGGAACCUUUCCCACUGACAAUCCCUGGCUGUCAGAGUAAAUGCCCACUGCAAAGAUUCUUGGAACUCACAGAUCCUGUUAUUCCCCAGGACUGGGAGCAAGAAUGCCAGGUACCAAGCAGCAUGAGCGACACAGAACUGUUUGUGGGUCUGGCUGUGUGUGGAUCCAUUCUCCUUCUCCUUAUAAUCCUCCUCUUGACUGUACUCUUUCGCAUACAGUCUCAGCACCCCGGCUACCGGCAUGUUUCCAAUGAGGGAGAAGAGCAGGCCUGACAGUUGCUUCAACUCCUUCCCAGGCAGUAGGAGGGAG
Cariama cristata (Red-legged seriema) is the source of this 1060-nucleotide messenger RNA. RefSeq names its product acid phosphatase 2, lysosomal (gene ACP2). The coding region runs from base 1 to 1023 and encodes 340 amino acids. Gene Ontology annotation, biological process: lysosome organization; dephosphorylation. Gene Ontology annotation, cellular component: lysosome. Gene Ontology annotation, molecular function: acid phosphatase activity. The record is from RefSeq and is a predicted model, not a curated record. Lineage: Eukaryota; Metazoa; Chordata; Aves; Cariamiformes; Cariamidae. The transcript has 9 exons.